GUCGUAGAUUUGGGAGUCAUCAGCACGGCCUCCACACCUCUGCUCCAUCUUCAAGUAUUGCAGCUGGUCGAUGAUGGAGUUGGACGCUGCUCCUCUUAAAGUCGGGCCGCGUGGGACUGGAGGGAGACUGGUAUCGUUGCCGGGAAUUUGUCCAGCCUUCUUGAAAGUUUCUGUGCUGGCACCUGUCAGGUCUCUGGUGUCUCUUGGCAGUGCUCAGCAUCGUGGGGCAAGUUUUACUGUUACCGUUGAUGAGGUUUCAGGCCCGGCUCCACUGCUAGUGUAGCGCUCUGCAAGGGCCAUCAACAAUUACGAUGUUAGCCUCAAUAAUAAUCCUUGAUACACUUAUUCAUAACAUCGUAGUGAAGAGCCUGAAAGAUGAGCACCCCAAGCCUGCCUCUCUCCUCCAUCCUGCACUCCAAGCAUGAGGAGGCAGAAGGGGACGAACCAAAGAAAAAGACACGAGAAGAAUGGAAGAAGGCCAAGGAGCUGGAGGAGGCCCGGAAGGCUGGCACAGUGCCGGCCGCCGUGGACGAGGAGGGCAAGGACAUCAACCCUCACAUCCCUCAGUACAUCUCCACAGCACCAUGGUACUUUGGCUCCCUUGGCCCCACCCUCAAGCAUCAGCGGCCUCAGCCAGAGAAACAGGAUGAGAUUACGCACCUCAACGAACACUACAUCCGCGGACAGAAGGGACAACUCUCCACUCGGUUCCGUAAAGGUGCGUGCGAGAACUGUGGUGCAAUGGGCCACAAGAAGAAGGACUGUGUGGAGAGGCCAAGGAAGGUUGGUGCCAAAUUCAACGCUCUGAAUAUUGCCCCCGAUGACAUAGCUCUGCCAAGCCUCAAGCUGGACUUUGAUGGGAAGCGAGACAGGUGGAACGGCUUCGACCCACAGGAGUACACAGCCGUUGUGGAGGAGCAUAAGAAGGUAGAGGACUACAAGCGACAGAUCAAGGCCAAGAAGCUCAAGGAAGGGGAGGAGAUGAGCGGCGACGAGCCAGACGACGACGACGAGGACGAGGACAAGUAUGCCGAGAGUGUGGACAUGCCGGGCACCAAGGUGGACAGCAAGCAGAGGAUCACAGUGCGUAACCUGAGGAUCCGUGAGGACACAGCCAAGUACCUGCGAAACCUUGACCCCAACUCUGCCUACUACGACCCCAAGACUCGCUCCAUGAGGGACAACCCGUACAAGAUCUCCGGCAGGAAGGAAGACGAGUAUGACUUUGCCGGAGAGAAUUUUGUGCGGUUCACGGGCGACACGGUGAACCAGGCCAAGGCUCAGCUGUUUGCCUGGGACGCUUAUGAGAAGGGUGUGGAUGUGAGUCUGCAGGCAGAACCCACCAAGCUUGAACUCCUCAAGAAACAGUUUGUCGAGAAGAAGGACGAGUUCAAAAAGAAGGUUUCGGACGACCUUCUCGAAAAGUAUGGCGGCAAGGAGUACCUGGACACCCCCCCGCCCGAGCUUCUCCUUGCUCAGACAGAAAAUUACGUUGAAUAUUCCCGUCACGGCAAGAUCAUCAAGGGUGCAGAGAAACCGACGGUACGUUCCAAGUAUGAAGAAGACGUGUACCACAGGAACCACACCAGUGUUUGGGGAAGCUACUGGCGGGAUGGCCACUGGGGGUACGGCUGCUGCCACUCCUUUGUUAAGAACUCCUACUGUACAGGAGAGGCCGGGAAGGCAGCCAACACUGGGGCGGCACCGCUCACCAUACCCACCAAGGAGGAGGAGGAGGAGGAGGUGGAGGAGGAAAAAGAAGAGAAGACCUUGCUGGAGAUGCACACAGAGAAAAAGCAGAAAAAGAACAGGAAAAGGAGGAAGAACAGGAACAAAAAGAAGAAGAAAGAGGAGAGCAGUAGCAGUAGCAGCAGCAGUGACAGCAGCAGCAGCAGCGACUCGAGCAGUGAAUCGGAGAACGAGAAGGAAGAGAAACGCAAGAAGAAACUCCGGGAAGCGUUGAUCCGCGCCAAGCUGGAAGAGGACGCCGCAGACAGCCUGGCAAAGUUGGACGAGAGGCAGCGGAAGUACAACUCAAUGUACAACACCAAGGCGCCCACGGAAGAGGAGAUUGAGGCCUUCCAGAUGAGGAGGCAGCGCGAGGACGAUCCCAUGGCGGCGUUCCUCGGCAAGUGAGGCAAACACAUGGUCUAGGCUUUUCCAAUUCCUUGUGUUUAGAUGCUAUGGACAGUAAGGUGUUGAUAUGAUACUGACUGCCCACAGAGAGAGAGAGGAGGAGAGGCAAGGAAAAGGGAAGAAGAGAGGAAAGGAAAAGAGGAGAGGAGAGAAGGGAAGAAGAGAGGAAGAGAGAAGAGGAGAAGAGAAAGAGAGAGACUAUUCUUCUCUAACUUAUGUGUAUCCAUAGCCUUCCAUGACUAAUUUUUAAACAAGGUGAGAUAUUAAAUGCAGCCAGUGACUACUUGCAGAAGCUUAGAAAUUGCAGUCUGGCUAUGAAAUUGGCUUAUUAAUUUUCAUGGAUAAUAGUAAUACUAACAUGCCUAUGCAUUGGACCCUCAGAAUUAUGUACGAGACCUACAUACUAAAAUGUCCAUGGGUUUAGUAGGACUCCUAGUGGAAAAAUGCUUGUGGAAGCUCCGUGUGCAGUACAUGCUUGUAGACCUAUUUUUGUAAGGUACAUUUUUCGUUAAUACUAUACAGAUGUGACCACAAACAUGGAUCAUAAAUCACAGACAAAUGGAUCCCCAGCCUUGCCCAGUAGCCAUGGUUUCCUGGGCUGUAGACAACCACACUGAUCUACUUGAUGUCAUAGCUUAAUAUAUGAGUUUUUUGAGGCAUUGCAAAAGCUUAGGUUGUUGGUACAUGUGAUGAAGAACUAAUGUUUUACUGUUAUAAUAUGAAUUUUGAGUUUACAGUCCACCUGUUGUGCUGCAUUAUGUAAUGAUUGGCUAACACGGUCACGGUGAGAGUUUAUGGCCAUGAAAUUUACUAAAUCUGGAUAAUCAAAAUUCCAGUGCACUUUAGAUUUUCGGAUUGACCUUUGUCAUAAUGCCCAGCAGUUAGCAUGCAUUUUUUUCUUAGUCGUGAGUGUACUUUCCUUCAACAAUUACUGAUUGAUAUUAUUAUUUCACAUAAUUUUGGUGAGUGACCUCAGAAGUAAGUGUGAAUGUAAUGUACAUUUAGCGUAUCAGUCAAGAGGUUGAGCGGGUUAAGAUUCCAGGGUGCAUGUAGAGAGCAGCAACCCUUACCAGUACUGGUGCAGCAUAUAGUCAUUCCUGGCAUCAGCAAGUCUCUGGAUGAAGGGGAGGUGGUAGUGUGCUGAGGAGCUGCACUGCUCAGUGCAGAGUAGUUCCGAGAAGUUGCCUGUUCAUUUAUUCUCAAUGCAUAUUAAAUCAGGCAAACUGCACAUCAAACAUUGAACUGCCUAGGAAUUACAUUAAAGUAGAAAUGACGUUUUACAUAAAAUGUAAGGUAUUCAUUCUGCUGGUUUUAAGAUGUUCGAUAAUAAAGAAUAGGCAGUGUCACAGAACUACACUGCACCGCCUGGUAUAGCUGUCUGAUAACACACUUCAUCCAGAGGCUUUCUUUUGUCAACUUGGAAGGAGGCUGCCUGCAUGUCUCCUCCUGCAGGUAGUCAUAGCUCUUGAAUAUAGCCAGGUAUGGGUAUGUAAUACUUGUUUUAGGACAACACUAAGCUACUGAUAGUAGUACACUGAGCCUUCAAGUUGUUAUUUUAUAUCUUGAAACAAUAGUCUGUUCAAACCAACUGUUCAUUUUGUUCCCUUUGUAACACCUCACCUGAUUGGGUGGCUUCCUCUCUCUGCUCUUGUGAAGGUGUCACACACAUGCUUUUGUUGUGUUUUUGUUACCUACCUUAGCUUAUCUCUCAUACAAGGUAGGCAAGUUUACUCAACACUAUUAUGCACUACCUGUGAUGGUAGAUCUUAACCAUGUCUGUGUGAGUAACUGUUACUUCUACAAGAGCUAAGGGAGGAGGUUUAACAUGCUGAUAAGAUUCUAGAGGAACAGUUGGUCUGAACAGUUUCUUCAUGGUGGAUUUAAUAUCUUUUUAAGAUUGCAGAGGAAAUUAUUUAAAACUUCCUGUGUUGCAGAAUCUCAUUUGUAAAACUGACUCACAUACUGCAAUUCAUUGGUAAUUGUGCUCUCUCUCUCUGUUCACUCUCAAGAGGCAGUGGCCUGUGUAUGAUGGCGUCAGCUGACAUAACUGAUGCAAUUCCUUGCAAGGGUUUAUAGGUAGGGAAUUACACAAACUUGUAUAUGUAAAUAUUUAUUUUAAUGAUUCCAUAGGUGAUAAAAUAUACAAACUUAUAUUACAUAAAUAUUUAUUCAUAUCACAUAAAAAGUCAGGACUAGUCCUUAAACACAAGAACACUUCAUGGACACCGCCUCAGAUCUGACAGCUACCUCGGCAAGGUAACACAUUAGUCAAGUUCUUGUUGAACACUAAAUUAUACAGUAGGUCAGUGAUUCCCAACCAGGGUUCCGCUGACCAUCAUUGCUGGUUCCGCAAGAAAUAUUGAUAUAAAUAGUUUACAAAUAAUGGUGAUCUGAAUUUACACAUGAACCUUAUCCUCAUCUUAUAUAUAUAUAUAUAUAUAUAUAUAUAUAUAUAUAUAUAUAUAUAUAUAUAUAUAUAUAUAUAUAUAUAUAUAUAUAUAUAUAUAUGAGGAUAAGAUUCAGUGUUGGGACUGUGUGGCAGAGCAGAGGGGAGGAAAGGACCCACAAGAGCCAAUACCACAACAGACUCGCCUCAAAAAUGCAUUCACAUUGUUUCUACCACCAAAAUAUGGGAUGUUCAAAUGAAUCUAAAUGCUGUCAAUAAUAUCAUUUUUGAAGUAGUUAUUAGCAAGAUCCUAUUGAACUAUUUCAUUUGAAGGCUGCACUUGGAGUCUUAAGCUUCAAACAGUUGAUCAGCUUUAAAUAAUUAAUAAACUGAGGAUUAAAAAUGUCACCGACUUCCAGAAUUACAGCCGAGGUGAUUGCAGCAUCCCCUUCUAAACUGAAAUCAUUUGACAAUCGCACCUUGUGAAUGGUUGUGUGUCCAUUUCAUGUACUUCUAGAUAUAUUAGUGUGAAACAUACCUAUGUAGCUAUGACAAUGUAAUUUGCAUGGUUUGGUUUGGUAAAUUUGCAUUGAUAUUUUAUUGAUCAUCAAUUUCAACAUUAAUGCACAUUUUAAGUUUCAGAACACUUACUUUUCAUUAAAUAACCAUGCAAGUUUACCAAUCCAUGCAAAUGACACACACACAGGUGGGACAUGCAUGGACACAAGUUGGUAUGCUAGGAUGGUUUAAGUUGAACACUUGUACUGAUACCAUUUUUCUUAGCUGAUCACACAAGUACUUAUGAUUUCAGAUGAGAAAGUUUUAAUGGUUUCCCUUAAUGUGGCCUGGAUAGGCUGAGCAGGUCAAUCAAUGAAGAAAAAAAGCGUGUUUAUACAAGCGUUCAACAUAUUACAUCUGUUAGUCAAUAAUGUUGUGCCCAGAGCCGAGGCAUUACCAAGGAUACGAGACAAUGAAAGGAUAGUUCACUGAUGCCAUUACUCUGCUAACACUGACAUUUAUCAGUGAUGACAUAGGUAGCACAUUGUGUGGUACUUUGUAUUCUGGGACAGGUUGACUGAGUAUGCCUAAUGGGAACAUAUUCAAACAAAAUUAAGGUUAAUUCUGUCCAUCCAUCUGUAUGAAAUAACCCGCUGUUCAAGUUAUAGUGAAACCAGAUUGGCAAGUCCAUUGUGGCAUUGGCUCCCACAGGUCUUUUCCUCCCCUCUGCUCUGCCACACAGUCCCAACACCUAUCUCUUCCUCUCAUAUGUUACCUACAGCCAACAU
Molecule: messenger RNA, 5808 nt
Organism: Eriocheir sinensis (Chinese mitten crab)
Lineage: Eukaryota; Metazoa; Arthropoda; Malacostraca; Decapoda; Varunidae
Gene: Slu7
Product: pre-mRNA-splicing factor SLU7-like
Exons: 2
Coding region: 376-2136 (586 amino acids)
Biological process (GO): mRNA splicing, via spliceosome
Cellular component (GO): spliceosomal complex
Molecular function (GO): zinc ion binding; pre-mRNA 3'-splice site binding
Source: RefSeq, a predicted model, not a curated record